Molecule: messenger RNA, 2379 nt
Organism: Acanthosepion pharaonis
Lineage: Eukaryota; Metazoa; Mollusca; Cephalopoda; Sepiida; Sepiidae
Source: the annotation of a GenBank genome assembly
AUGUAUGUAAAGAGUAGAUGGCUGGGUGUGGAUGUGUUCUUUAGUGUGCGUGCACGUGAACCUUCUCUUGUUCAGUACAAAGUGUUUUUAAUGAUGGAUCAAAAAUCACUUGAUCUGUUGGCUGAUAAUCUGGACAUCAAAUAUGAAGUUCUUGACAAUAUUUGUCAGGGUCGAAAGAUCUUUCAAGCAGCAAUGACUCUAACCAACAAAUGUUCAGUACCACUCUCCUAUGGAGAGUGGGCAAUCUACUUCUGCCACUUACGCAUGAUAGAACCCACCCAUCUCUCAGAGAAGAAGUUUGCAAUUCUCAAGGAUUAUGGAGUCAAAUUUUCACAGAUUGCUGGUUGCUUAUUUAAAUUGGAACCUGUUGAUAAUUUUAAGACACUCAACCAGAAUGAUUCCCUAAGAAUUGUUUUUCUUGCUCAGUAUUAUUCUGUUGCCAAAACAGAUGUUCUACCCAAUUGGUACAUGACAUUUCCAAACCUACGUCCUCACAUCAUCAAAUGUACAGCUAAUGAAGAGCUCAGCUUUGUUGCUCAAUUUGAAAAUGCUUCCCAGUGGAAAAGGUAUGACUAUGAGAUGUCCGAUGGCAAACGUCGCUAUGAUGUCUAUGAUCCUUUCACUCCUGAGGUGCGUUUUGAGAGGAACAAAUCCAGCUAUGACACUGAAGAAGAGAAAUCUACACCAAAACAAGUCAUUCCUACACCAUUGUAUCUAGAAGUGAAGGAAGAAAGAACUGUCAAUCUGAAAAAUGGCAACUGGGUUAUCCACUCCCAUGAGGCUCUUUCUAAAGAAGCAGAAUUUCUUGCAGAGUCACUCAAUCUCAAAAUUGUCGCACAGCAUCCAGUUUCCAAGUAUAUCAGUUUUCAACUUGUGCAAACUGUAGAGUUGCCGUCUCAUGACCAUCCCAGUAUUCCUGAGGAGGCAUAUACAUUGUCAGUUGAUUGUGAUAAAGAAACAGUUGUCAUCACGUCAUCUGCUAAUCCAGGUUCUUUCUGGGCCAUCCAGACUUUAUUUUCUCUAUUAAAAGAUAACCAAUUGCCACAAACUGAAGUGAUUGAUGCACCAAGAUAUUGUUACCGUGGCUUGCAUGUAGAUGUGGUGAGAAAUUUUCAUGGUAAACAGACCCUAUUCAAAUUAAUUGAUGGAAUGGUGAUGUACAAGAUGAAUAAGUUACAUCUACAUCUAACAGAUGAUGAAGGUUGGAGAAUUGAGAUCCCUGGUCUGGAAGAAUUAACAUCUGUUGGUGGAUUUCGUGGCCAUAAUACAGAGAGAAAUUGUAUUUUACCCUUGCUUGGUUCAGGCCCCGAGUGCAACACUUCUGGAUCUGGUUACUAUUCUGUGAAGGAUUACCGAGAGAUCUUGAUGUAUGCAACUAAACGUCAUGUAGAAGUGAUUCCAGAGAUUGACAUGCCAGGACAUUGCAACGCUGCCAUUCAAGCAACCAAAUCUCGUUAUGAGCGCCUUAAGAACGAGGAGUACUUUGUCCAGCAGGUUGCUGCUAUUGUCCACAAGCAUGGGCUCAAUCUUGGAGCCUGGCAAGAUGGGAUGAUGUCAGCAGAGGGACCAUUUGAACGUUCCAGUCUUCCAUCAAAAGAUGUCCUUGUUUAUGCUUGGCAAAAUGUCUGGGAGUCUGGAAAAGCUAAUGCUGCUUAUCUACUGGCCAAUGCAGGAUAUAAAGUGGUCAUGUCUCAAGCUACUCACCUUUAUUUUGAUCAUCCCUAUGAACCUGACCCUGAGGAGCGAGGGUUAUAUUGGGCAGCUCGUUUCAUUGACACAGAAAAAGUGUUUAAAUUUAUUCCUGAUGAUUUGUAUUCCAAUGCAGACUACAAACUGACAGGCGAGCCUCUUUCUAUGAAAGAUAUUAAAGCUUAUGAGAAAAGAAUUGUAAAGUUGAAAAUUCCAGAAAAUAUUAUUGGAGUUCAAGGUCAGCUUUGGUCAGAAUUGGUACGAACGUCUGAUCAAUUGGAAAGUAUGAUUUUCCCUCGGUUAAUUGCAAUGGCUGAGCGCGCAUGGCACAAAGCAUCAUGGGAGAAUGAGACUGACAAAACCAAGAGAGAUGCUGAAUCAAAAAAAGAUUGGGCAGCAUUUGCUAAUAGCCUUGGAUCAAAAGAACUUGCUCGAUUGGAUGCUUUACAGAUAGCCUAUCAUAUAGUGCCUCCCGGUGCACGCUUUGAACAAGAUGGACAGUUAAAGAUGAACUGCACAUAUCCAGGUCUUCCUAUCCAAUACAGUAUUGAUGAAGGUGAGACAUGGACAACUCAUUCAGGAGAACCCGUAUACAUUCCAAGUGAAUCUAGAGUUAUUCUUCAAACUAGCUCAACAGAUAGAUAUCGAUCAAGUCGGCAAAUUGAAAUGUCAGUUCCAACCAACAGUUAA